CGCGGUGAUGAGCACCGGCAGCCGCCGCCAUGUCCAAGGUAACGGCGCCCGGGCCCGGGCCGCCGGCCGCGGUGGUGGUGGCUGCGGCGGGCGGGAAGGAGAAGCGCUCCUUCAGCAAGCGGCUGUUCCGGAGCGGCCGCGCGGGCGGCGGCGGCGGCAGCAGUGGCGGCGGCACGGGGGGUCCCGGGCCGGCCGCGCCCUCGUCGGCGCGCUCGGUGGGCAGCUUCAUGAGCCGCGUCCUCAAGACGCUGUCCACGCUCUCGCACCUUAGUUCCGAGGGCGCCGCCCCGGAGCGCGGCGGCCUCCGCAGCUGCUUCCCCCCGGGGCCGGCCUCCGCGCCCACGCCGCCUCCGUGCCCGCCGCCGCCCGCCUCGCCCGCGCCGCCCGCCUGCGCUGCCACCGCCGAGCCGGUGCCCGGCGUGGCGGGGCUCCGCAACCACGGGAACACGUGCUUCAUGAACGCCACGCUGCAGUGCCUGAGCAACACCGAGCUCUUUGCCGAGUACCUGGCCCUCGGCCAGUACCGGGCCGGCCGGCCGGAGCCCUCGCCGGACCCCGAGCAGCCUGCGGAUCGCUUUGCGCAGGGCCAGGGCGAGGUCACGGAGCAGCUGGCGCACCUGGUGCGGGCCCUCUGGACCCUGGAGUACACCCCGCAGCACAGCCGCGACUUUAAGAGUAUCGUGUCAAAGAACGCACUGCAGUAUCGAGGAAAUUCCCAGCACGAUGCCCAGGAGUUCCUGCUGUGGCUUUUGGACCGAGUUCACGAAGACCUCAAUCACGCUGUAAAGCAGAGUGGCCAGCCCCCCGUGAAGCCCCCGUCGGAGACUGACAUGAUGCCUGAGGGACCUUCUUUUCCUGUCUGUAGCACUUUUGUACAAGAACUUUUUCAAGCCCAGUACAGGUCUUCGUUGACAUGUCCCCAUUGUCAGAAACAAAGCAACACUUUUGACCCUUUCCUCUGCAUUUCCUUGCCAAUUCCUCUGCCACAUACCAGGCCUCUCUACGUCACCGUCGUGUAUCAGGGCAAAUGCUCUCACUGCAUGAGGAUUGGCGUGGCCGUGCCUCUGUCCGGGACUGUUGCCAGACUGCGGGAAGCCGUGUCUGUGGAAACAAAGAUCCCCACUGAUCAGAUUGUGUUAACGGAAAUGUACUAUGAUGGGUUCCAUCGUUCCUUCUGUGACACAGAUGACCUGGAAACAGUCCAUGAAAGCGAUUGCAUUUUUGCCUUUGAGACUCCAGAAAUCUUUAGGCCUGAAGGAAUUCUCAGUCAAAGAGGAAUUCACUUAAACAACAAUCUAAACCACUUGAAAUUUGGCCUGGAUCAUCACAGACUGUCCUCGCCUACACAGACAGCACCAAAGCCAGGGAAAACGGAUCUGCCCAGCACCAGAGCAGGAAACGACAAGAUUGUUCUGUUGGUGUGCAACCGGGCCUGUACCGGGCAGCAGGGGAAAAGGUUUGGACUGCCUUUUGUGCUGCACUUAGAGAAGACGGUAGCAUGGGACCUUCUGCAGAAGGAAAUCCUGGAGAAGAUGAAGUAUUUCCUGAGGCCCACAGUUUGCAUUCAGGUGUGUCCCUUCAGUCUGCGAGUGGUCAGUGUGGUGGGAAUCACGUACUUACUGCCCCAGGAGGAACAGCCCCUGUGCCACCCCACGGUAGAAAGGGCAUUAAAAUCCUGUGGGCCAGGUGGUACUGCUCACGUGAAGUUAGUAGUGGAAUGGGACAAGGAGACAAAAGAUUUCUUGUUUGUAAACACAGAAGAAGAGUAUAUCCCUGAUGCAGACAGUGUCCGUGUGCAAAAGGAGCGUCAUCAUCAGCCUCAGACCUGCACUUUAUCCCAAUGCUUCCAGCUCUACACCAAGGAGGAGCGGCUCGCCCCGGAUGACGCCUGGCGUUGCCCACACUGCAAGCAGCUGCAGCAGGGGAGCAUCACGCUCAGCCUGUGGACCCUGCCCGACGUGCUCAUCAUACAUCUCAAGAGGUUCCGGCAGGAAGGAGACAAACGUAUGAAACUUCAGAACAUGGUCAAGUUCCCUUUGACUGGCCUGGACAUGACGCCUCACGUGGUUAAGAGAAGCCAGAGCAGCUGGAGUUUGCCGUCGCACUGGUCCCCGUGGAGACGGCCCUAUGGACUCGGGAGGGACCCCGAGGACUACAUCUAUGACCUGUAUGCGGUGUGCAAUCACCAUGGCACCAUGCAAGGGGGGCACUACACAGCGUACUGUAAGAACUCCGUGGAUGGCCUCUGGUACUGCUUCGACGACAGUGACGUGCAGCAGCUGUCGGAGGACGAGGUCUGCACGCAGACAGCCUACAUCCUUUUCUACCAGAGGCGGACGGCUAUCCCGUCGUGGUCAGCCAACAGCUCGGUGGCAGGCUCCACAAGUUCUUCCCUGUGUGAGCACUGGGUGAGCCGUCUCCCGGGGAGCAAGCAAGCCAGCGUGACCUCUGCGGCUUCCUCCAGGCGCACCUCGCUGGCCUCGCUCUCCGAGUCUGUAGAAAUGACCGGGGAGAGGAGUGAGGAUGAUGGAGGCUUUUCCACCCGGCCCUUUGUGAGAAGCGUCCAGCGUCAGAGCCUGUCUUCCAGGUCUUCUGUCACCAGCCCCUUGGCUGUCAACGAGAAUUGCAUGCGGCCUUCCUGGUCCCUGUCUGCUAAGCUGCAGCUGCGCUCCAACUCUCCUUCCAGGUUCUCAGAGGACUCUCCGAUUCACAGCUCGGCGUCCACCUUGGAGAAGAUCGGGGAAGCAGUGGAUGACAAGGUCUCCAUCUCUUGCUUUGGGAGCUUGAGGAACCUGUCCAGCAGUUUCCAGGACUCCAGCGACAGUCACAGCCGACGCGAGCACAAGGCUGUGGGCCGAGCGCCCCUGGCCGUCAUGGAAGGUGUGUUCAAAGAUGAGUCAGACACCUGCAAAUCGAACUCCAGUACCGUCGCUGUGCAGAGCAAACACCCGGCCCAAGGGGACCGCUUGCCCCCUGUCUCCGAUCCCUUUGAUAACAACAACCAGAUCGCUUACGUGGACCAGAGCGAUUCCGUGGACAGCUCUCCAGUCAAGGAGGCCAAAGCCCUGAACCAGCCAGGCUCCCUCCCGGGGAGGCCUGAGAGCACAGCCACGAGAACCCCCAGCUCCAGGGGCACUUCGGAGCCGGAGAAGGGCCCGCGGAAGGGGCGGCCGGCCCUAGCGAGCCAGGACUCUUCUGUUUCCAGCACAUCCCCUUCCUCUCCCGUCCCUGUGAAAGUGUCCCUCAAGCCCUCCCGCUCCCGGAGCAAAGCGGAGGCUUCAUCCCGGGCCAGCGGGAGGCAUUCGUCCCCCGCCCCGGUGCAGCCCAAGAAGGAGGCCUCGCCCAAGUCCCGGGACUCCGCGUCAUCUCCCUCACCACAGAAGCAGAAGUCGGCUUCUGCCCCCGCUCACACUGCCUCGUCGACAUCUGCCAAAAAAGCCCCUGGCCCCGGCCCGCGAGGCGCCCUCCCGCCCGGGAAGAGCAGGACCUCAGAGUGGAGCCUCAGCCGGGAGGCUUCCAGGCAGAGUCUGGGUUCUGACCGAGCCGGUGCCACCUGCUCCUCCAAACCCAGCUCCCCCCGGGUGAGCCAGGCCAGGGCCGGGGAGGGCCGAGGCGAUGGCAAGCAUGUCAGGAGCUCCUCCAUGGCCAGUCUGCGCUCCCCGAGCACGAGCGUGAGGGCCGGACUCAAGAGGGAUAGCAAGUCAGAGGACAAGGGGCUGUCCUUCUUCAAGUCAGCCUUGAGACAGAAGGAGACCCGGCGCUCUACCGACCUCGGCAAGACGAGCUUGCUGUCCAAGAAGGCCGGCAGCGGCUCGGCCAGGUCGGCCUGUAAGAGCAGCACAGAGGAGAAGGCCGAGCGCGGCCCCCCGGCCCCGGGCUCCCAGCAGCCCCACGCCAACGCACUGGGGAAAGAGCCGCCCGUCUCCAAGGAGCCUGCUUCCACUAAACAUUCCCUGUUGUCCGCCCGCAGAUCCAAGUCUUCGCAGCUGGAUUCCGGGGCCCCCUCGUCUCCGGGGGGCAGGCAGUCUGCUGAGAAAGCCCCCAGAAAGUUAUCUUCUAGCAUGCAAACCUCUGCACGGCCUUCUCAGAAACCUCAGUGAUAUUUCCGCAAAGCCAAGUGUUUUAUCUGUAAAGACGUUUAUUUAUUUGGAGCCCCUCCCCUCCCACCA
Messenger RNA from Ochotona curzoniae (black-lipped pika), 4169 nucleotides. RefSeq names its product ubiquitin specific peptidase 31 (gene USP31). NCBI's taxonomy places the organism in Eukaryota, Metazoa, Chordata, Mammalia, Lagomorpha, Ochotonidae. The record is from RefSeq and is a predicted model, not a curated record. Gene Ontology annotation, molecular function: cysteine-type deubiquitinase activity. Bases 30 to 4100 code for a protein of 1356 amino acids. Gene Ontology annotation, biological process: protein deubiquitination. The transcript has 16 exons.